AUGACCAGCACCACUUCUGUUCUCAGCGCCACCGGCUCUACUACCAGCGGACUCAUAGAUGAAUCUCAAGAUGAUGAUUCGCAAUCGGCCAUCGGUUACUAUCAACCUAAGCGGAAGAGCUCCACAAGAGGCUUGAAAAAGAGGAUUCUCAAGAAGCUAAGACUUAAAAACUAUGAAAAGUGCUGUCCUUGUGCGUCAUGUGGGAAUGUAGUUAAACAAUAUACGCUUGUUUACUAUACUGUUGGAAAUAAACCUGCGAAGUGGAGGAUUGGGGGGAUUAUUGAUGUUUUCGACCGAAUAACACGGCGGGUCACAAUAUAA
Molecule: messenger RNA, 321 nt
Organism: Morchella sextelata
Lineage: Eukaryota; Fungi; Ascomycota; Pezizomycetes; Pezizales; Morchellaceae
Exons: 1
Coding region: 1-321 (106 amino acids)
Source: RefSeq, a predicted model, not a curated record